CUGCCUCCACAGCUUCACUGAGUUGUACCUCCGUCUCGUUCUCCGUGUUCUCAAUCUGAGCACACAACCGCAACCUGUUUGCAAAAAUGCGUCAUAGAACUUCCGUCGAAGAAGACAAGCACGCCGUCUCUCUCAGAAGGUCUCCCCGGUUUCUUCCCAAGAAUCAACAGGAUUUAGAACAUCCGGUGACUCCAGAGAUCGAGCCGAGGGCAAUUCGGGCCCCGAACGCCGACUCUACUCCUCUCAGCUCCAAUCGCAAAAUUUCUUUGAACAAAAAGCAGAGAGAAGCUCCGGGAAGGAUAACGGAAAAGUCUAGUGGUUCGGUAAUGUCCGGAGAUUCGAGUACUGGUCCUCGAAGGUCUUCUAGAUUGAUUAGUCGAUUUGAGUGUUCAAAAGAAGUUCCGAAGAAGGCGAAGGCAAUUACUAAUGGCUCGGUAAUUUCCUCAAAUUCGUACCCUAGGUCGCGAAGAUCUUCAAUACUGAUUAGCCAAGUUGAGGAUUUCACUCCUCUCAGGCGAUCCAAGAGGAUUGCAGAGAAUGGUAGCUUUGAGAAAAGGGUCACCAAGGAUUGGAUUGAGGUAAGUUCUGUGGAAAAAGGAUACAGGGAUAUAGUUUUGGCCUGUCCCGCAAUUAGGACUUCCAAUAAGACUCCUAACCCGCCUGAGAUAAAGUCCAAAGCGCGUGUGAAUUCAUCAAAUAAAUCAGUGGUUAAGUCGGAGAAGAGGGCUACUCGGCGUUCUUGCCUGUCUCAGGCUGACGAAGGAAAAGCCAAACACGGUGGCAGAAUUGGUAAGCCUUCUACAAGCAAGUUGGAAAAGAUUGAAACUUUUCCUGCUAAACCCUCAUCAGAAGUUGCAACUGAGGGAGGAGAGAAUCCUGAGGAGAGUAUUGACUUGGGAGAGAAACAGAGAGGUGUGAAGAGGAAGAGAGCCCAGGAAGAGGAUGGGCAUGUUAUUGCUAAAGGGUGGACCAAGGAACAAGAGUUGGCAUUGCAGAAAGCUUAUUUUGCUGCUAAGGCAACUCCUAAGUUCUGGAAGAAAGUUGCAAAGAUGGUGCCUGGAAAGUCAGCGCAGGAAUGCUUUGACAGGAUACAUUUAGAUCACUUAACACCUCCUCAACCUCGCCCUCGCUCAAGGGCAAAGAAGGCAGGAUUGUUGUUGUCUCCUCCCAGCGCAAGCAAAUUGCUUCAGACUGCAGAUGCAAAUGCGAAAAAGUUGAGAUGCAGCAAACUGAAGAGCCAUUUUUCACAAAAAGCGGUGAGGGAGAUGCUGGAAAAGCAGUACAACAACAUAGACCGGGAUAAGGAAGCAGACGUCUUCAGUGUUCUUGAGUCAAGAACAGAUCAAUCAAAUGAAGCAUUACAAGAGGCUGCCAACGUAGUCACCCCUGAGGUCAAGUUAGAGCGUGUCAGUUUCCUGGGAAGAUGCUCGGAGAGAUCUUCUUCAGGCCAUAAAGAUCAACGGUCACGAUUAAGUAACUUGCCAGGGGCAGCUCUCUUCAGUCCUCCAGUUCUAAAGCCGAUCAAAAACAAAGCCUUGCACGACAGAUACAUUGAUCAGCUGCAUUGCAGGGAAGCUAGGAGAAACGCGGCAUCUUUAAGAACAGCAACGCACAAUCACAGAAACGGUAAUCAAGAUCAACAAGUGGACACAAUUCAAGCUGCAAAGAAUGCUCUAAUCUUUGAUGCAAGAGAUGCCAUCCAUCAAUUCCAAAACUCGCAAACAAACCUGUCUAACAUCCUUUACGACGGGGAAGAUGAUGAUUGCGAUUACAACGACAACGAUGGUGUAGACGAAGACUGAGAUUGAAAAGCCAUCUAACUUUUGAUUUACCAUUUGCUGUUAACUCUUGUUGUAAUAACCUAACUGAAAAAUUAAACAUACUGUAUGUACCGUGACCUCGUAGGCUCGUAGCUAGAUCCUAGACGGAACCCAAUUCCUGGAUUGGAAUAUAAAUCCAAACCCUGAUCUCAUUUCA
Ipomoea triloba (trilobed morning glory) is the source of this 1977-nucleotide messenger RNA. RefSeq lists its product as uncharacterized. Lineage: Eukaryota; Viridiplantae; Streptophyta; Magnoliopsida; Solanales; Convolvulaceae. The transcript has 2 exons. The record is from RefSeq and is a predicted model, not a curated record. The coding region runs from base 87 to 1802 and encodes 571 amino acids.